Lepus europaeus (European hare) is the source of this 2205-nucleotide messenger RNA. Its product is annotated as zinc finger protein OZF-like. The record is from RefSeq and is a predicted model, not a curated record. Gene Ontology annotation, biological process: regulation of transcription by RNA polymerase II. The coding region runs from base 1 to 990 and encodes 329 amino acids. The transcript is spliced from 4 exons. Lineage: Eukaryota; Metazoa; Chordata; Mammalia; Lagomorpha; Leporidae. Gene Ontology annotation, molecular function: RNA polymerase II cis-regulatory region sequence-specific DNA binding; DNA-binding transcription factor activity, RNA polymerase II-specific.
AUGGGUGAUGGAAGAAUGUCUAAAUCAGAGCCUUCCAGUUCAAGCCAUAUUCCAAAACUGAUUAUUGAAAAGAGAAAUAGUGAGCAUGGAAAAGCUGCUUUCCAGAAAUCAUACCUCAUCAUACAUCAGAAAAUUCACACAGAGGUUAAACCUCAUAAAUGUGAUGACUGUGGAAAAGCCUUUGGCCACAAAUCAGACCUCAUCAAACAUCAGAGAAUUCACACAGGGGAGAAACCUUAUGAAUGCAAUGACUGUGGAAAAGGCUUUGCAGCUAAGUCAGACCUCAUCAAAUGUCAGAGAAUUCACACAGGUGAGAAACCUUAUGAAUGUAGUGACUGUGGAAAAGCCUUUGGCCAUAAAUCACAGCUCACCAAACACCAGAGAAUUCACACAGGUGAGAAACCUUAUGAAUGUAAUGAUUGUGGAAAAGCCUUUGGCCAGAAGUCACAACUCACUGAUCGUCAGAGAAUUCACACAGGGGAGAAACCUUAUGAAUGUAAUGACUGUGGAAAAGCCUUUGGCCACAAGUCAGACCUUAUCAAACAUCACAGAAUUCACACAGGUGAGAAACCUUAUGAAUGUAAUGAAUGUGGAAAAGCCUUUGUCCAAAAGUCACAACUCAUUAAUCAUCAGAGAAUUCACACAGGGGAGAAACCUUAUGAAUGUAGUGACUGUGGAAAAGCCUUUGCAGCUAAGUCGGACCUCAUGAAACAUCAUAGAAUUCACACAGGGGAGAAACCUUAUGAAUGUAAUGACUUUGGAAAAGCCUUUGUACAGAAGUCACAACUCAUUGAUCAUCAGAGAAUUCACACAGAUACUAAUUCAGCUCUGAGCCACCACACAUGCAAUAGGUGCUCGGGCCCCAGUUGCUGUUCCAUGGGAUGGGACAACUGGCGCCCAACGUGGGGCUCAAGUGUGGCCAUUGGGGUUCGAGUGCCUGUAAGAUUGGAGGAAUGCCACUUUCCAGGAGAAAAACUUGGAUCCAAGUGAUUGUGCGACCGGCUCGGAACUGCCCACCCAAGAUCAUUAGCAUCGGUCGACACUGCAGAGUGAAGAUGGUGCAAGGUAAGUGAUGGCCAUGGAACAGGCAUUAUCGUCACAGGAAAUGUUCAUUUCAGGUCUCAGGGAGGCUCUCAAGACACAAGGAGUUCGGGUUAAAAAUAAGGAUCUAAAGGCAUUUUUUGAGUAUGUGAAAAAUUUAUGUCCCUGGUUCCCCAGGAAAGGAACAAUUGAUGAGGUCAAGUGGCAAAGAGUUGGAAAUUGUUUAAAGGAUUUUCAUGAUUUCAGUUGAAGUAAAUGUUACCUUUGUAAAGUUAAUAUUACUAUGUGAAAUGAGAAAUUGUGGUUACAAAGUGUCCGGACUACCCAUUCUGUUUUUGUGUUAUGUACUAACUCUACCCUUAUUAUUGAUAGGAAUGCUCUGGCAGAGUAUGCUUGGUUUGCUUUACCAAAGAAAUGUAAACCCAAAUAUGCCACAAAUAGUUAAGAGUCCACAAACCUGCAAGAAUGUAACAAUUACGGUACUGUUUUUUAUGUCCCUGACAUGGGUGCCCAAGAAGCUAAUUCCCCCUCAGAUAUGUUUCAAUUUAUCUUUAAAACACCUUAAAUAUUAUUGUGUUUGAUUUCUGAAUGUAAACUUUUAUGAGAAAUUUGCAUUGUAUUCUUAUGAUGAUGUGUUAAGUAUGCCUACACCUUGAUGCAACCUUAGGGCCAAAUGUAAGGACAGAUUUUUAAAAUGAAGAGGCUUGUAUCUAGGUUUGGCUCUGAUGAACAAGCAACGUGUCUGCCAGAUAACCUUCUCCUGCUCCUUGGGAGCCUGGCCAGUUCCCGGGGAGGAGGAUAAAGGAAUGUUUCUGAUAAACAGGUAGGCAGGCUUCGUGUCUCUGCUCUCUGGCCAAGAUCCGGGAUGGGACACACUGCUUGCCUAAAAUCUUGGCAAUGAGCCACCCUUGUCCUUGGGGGCUUUAAGAGGGAGCCAGAACAAGCCUCUGCUACUGCUGUUUCAUCCCGGGGGAACACACAGUCAAGCUGAAUGUUAAACAUGCCUGUGAUGAUUACUGAUAAUGUUUAAUUCUCAGUACAGAUUGAAGAUUGCCUAGUGAUGCCCACAGUACUGUAAAUUCUACCAAACAUAAGUACAACAUGGACAUGGAUCAAUUGGCUACUGUGGCUGAGGUGUUCUGUGACAGUCCCUUUCAUGAGAGA